AUGGGUGACUGGAACCUGCUGGGAAAGCUCCUGGAAAAAGCCCAGGAGCACUCUACUGUGGUGGGAAAGGUGUGGCUCACUGUGCUGUUCAUCUUCCGCAUCCUGGUCCUGAGUGCUGCGACUGAGAAGGUGUGGGGUGACGAACAGUCGGGCUUCACCUGCGACACAAAGCAGCCUGGUUGUGAGAAUGUGUGCUAUGAUAUCACUUUCCCCAUCUCCCACGUUCGCUUCUGGGUGCUGCAGAUCAUCUUUGUGUCCACGCCAUCGUUGAUCUACCUGGGACACAUCCUCCAUCUGGUGCGGAUGGAGGACAAGCAUAAAGAGCAAGAGAAGGAAAGGGAACAUCCACACCAUUCCGACAAGCAAGCCCUCAUUGCGGAUACUAAGCACAAAAAGCCUCUAGUGAGGGACACUAAAGGCCGUGUGCGCCUGCAGGGGGAGCUCUUGCGCACUUAUGUCUUUAAUGUGGUUUUUAAGACCCUGUUUGAGGUGGGCUUCAUUGUGGCCCAAUACCUGUUGUAUGGCUUUGAGCUGAAGCCCAUGUACACAUGUGACAGACCCCCUUGCCCCAAUGUGGUAAACUGUUACAUAUCCCGUCCCACAGAGAAAACCAUUUUCAUCAUCUUCAUGCUGGGAGUGGCCAGCGUGUCCCUGUUCCUCAAUCUCAUAGAGAUCUAUCACCUGGGCUUUACCAAGUGCCGUCAGGGCAUCACCUUCAGGAGAGAUGAACAGCUGUCUGUAUGUUCCUCCAAGGAGCCCAGCGAGACUCCAGUGCCGUUUGCGCCAAGUUACGACGAAUACUUCCAUGGUCAUCACCAAGUCCAGCCAGCCUACCCGCCUGUACCCAGCUACAACCUCUCGCCUCUGUCUGAGGGCACAGACUCUUCCUUUCAACCCUACCACAGCAAGGCGGCAUACAAACAGAAUAAGGAUAACUUGGCUGUGGAAAGGAGCAGCAGCAAGCCAGAGGAAUGUGACCUGAAAGGAAAGAAGGGAGCAGGAUCAGCCCCUGGGUCACCUACGCAGGCCAGGCCCAGCCGCAGUGCCAAACACAGCAACAACAAGACUAGAAUAGAUGAUCUGAAGAUAUGAGGAGGUUUAUGUUUCUCUGAGGGGUCUUAAAUUGCUGUGAGGGGAUCGUAUGUUGUUUUGAAGCAUUCAUACAUGCCCGAGUGACUCCCCUCUUU
Messenger RNA from Scomber japonicus (chub mackerel), 1187 nucleotides. RefSeq names its product gap junction alpha-3 protein-like. Gene Ontology annotation, cellular component: connexin complex. Lineage: Eukaryota; Metazoa; Chordata; Actinopteri; Scombriformes; Scombridae. The transcript has a single exon. The record is from RefSeq and is a predicted model, not a curated record. Gene Ontology annotation, biological process: cell communication. The coding region runs from base 1 to 1092 and encodes 363 amino acids.